UGAGUGCUGAGUGAAUGGAGAAGCCGCUUCCGUCUUGUAGUAUGUGCGAUUAGUCUUCGUCUUCUGUCAAUAACUACACCGCCGCCGCUACUGCACGGAUAGAUAACCGGCCCGGCAGUCCUGUCCUAUAAGGUACACAGCUAAAUGGUAGAAAAUGGCCGCAAAGCUAAAUGAUCAGGAACGCAUCCUACAACUUGAAGAAGUAGUAAGCAACCUAACAGAAGAACUGACCCAGUGCCAGGCUGAUAAAGAAUUCGUAUGGUCACUAUGGAAGCGCCUUCAAGUAUUAAAUCCAGAUAUAACACAAGCCAUUUCCUUGGUAGUUGACAGGGAAAAAAAUAAAGCCGAGGCCAAAGACAGAAAAGUUCUGGAAAUCUUGCAAACAAAAGACAGCAAAAUACAGGAGCUAGAACAGAGAGCAUCAGGACAGCAGCAGGAGAUAAACAACCUUGUACAGAGAAAGAUUGCUGUAGAUGAAGAAAAUGCUUUACUCAAAAAGGAACUAGAUGACCUCCAACAAAAAUUAAAAGAUAAAAGUCUGGAGCUUAAGAACACUACGGAGAAAUCACAAAAAGAAGAGGAACAGAGGACAGCCAUUUUAAAAAAUUUUGAGCACAAGAAGGAGGAAUUAAGUGAGAAAUGUGCCAACCUGCUUGCCGACCUGGAAAAAGCACAGAAGCAGGAGGCACAGUGGAAAGGGGAGAAGUCUGGCAUUGAUGCCAAAAUUAAGGCUUUAGAACUGCAUUUGAAAGAAGCUGGUAAUCAGAUGGAGGCCAUGCAUAGUAAAAUAAAUGGCCUGUCUUCACAGGUCGCUGUCAAGCAGACUGAGCUGGCACAGAAGGAGCUUGAUGUGGCUAGAUUAAGAAGGGAGUUAAAAGAACUUCAGAAUCUCUACAAACAAAGCAAUGAGCAUUCUUCACAGCAGGCUGAACUUAUACAGCAGCUGCAGAUGCUCAGUAUGGAUACACAGAAAGUUCUGAGAAAUCAGGAAGAUGCUCACUUCACAGAGACUGUAUCAUACCAAAAACUUUAUAAUGACUUGAAUGCAUGUUAUGAAACGGCAAAAUCCAGUGAGACUCAACUGCGGCAAAGUAAUAUUGCUCUUACUGAACAGCUACAUCAAAAGGAACAGCAUAUUAGUCAACUGCAAGUGAAACUUCAAGAGGCCCUGAAUGCAUUACCCAAGUCAUCUCAAGAACCUCAGGACUUGGAACAUUCAUCCCUCGUGGAACUGGAACUCAUAAUAGCUUCACAGAAAUCAGAAAUCAAAUUUCUACAGGACAAACUUAAAGCAGUGGAUCUCAAGUUAACACAAGUAAAUAAUUGUGGAAGGGAUGCACUUGAGAGCAGCAUCCUGAGGGCUGGGAGAACACACGAGGUGCAACCUGUGAAACGUUCAAGGUCUUUGUCCCCAAAGGGCUUUUCCAGAGAAUCAGAAGUGUUAAAGAAGCUUAAGAUAGCAGAAAAGCAGACUGAACAUCUAGAGAAGACAUUGCAGAUUAAGGUUCAGGAGAAUGUACAACUACGAAAAGCGCAUGAGCAUCGUAAGCAGAGGUUAUUGACAUUGCAGGCUGCUUACAGGACACUUAAAGAACAAAUGGAAGAGAUAGAAGAUGGAGGAGCCAGAAAGAAGUCUCGUAAGAAUCGGCCUACCCGUGCAGAUCCUUCUCAGCUUAGACAAGAAGACUCGGAUGCAGUUUGGAAUGAACUUGCCCACUUUAAGAGGGAAAGUAAAAAGCUACUGGUUGAAAAAUUGAACUUGGAAGAAGAAAUAGAUCAGCUUAAAGUGCAGACUUCAGUAGACAAAGCCACAAUACAAGAAUUAAAUGUUUGUCUCCAGCAAGAACGAGAAGAAUUGCUGUUGAAACUUGACAAAGAGGAAGAUGUCAGGAGCAGUACACCAAGAAAAUUUAAAGGAGAGAAUGAACAGCAUAUGUUGAUGAAGGUAAGCUGUUUGGAAAAAAGACUGAUUGAAUUAGAGAGUGUGGCUAAGAAAUUGAAGGAGGCCAAUGAAGAGUUAACAGAACAGAACGCCUUCCUAAAGACCUCUAUAAACCACCUUCACAAAGAGGUAGAUUUAAAAGAGCAAAAGAUGCAGGAAAUAAGUUGGGAAGUUUUGGAAAUAAACCAAGCCAGAGACUCUCUUGAGAAGAGGAAAGAUGACCUGAAUAGGGAAGUCACAUCCCUGAAGAAACUUUUGGCAGGCAGCAACAAGCUGAGAAGUGAAAAACGGGAACUGGUAAAGCAGGUUCAAUUCCUACAGCGCACGCUAGACAAGGCCAUAGCAUCAGCCCCUGCUGUCCCUAAAGAGGUGAAUAGGCAAGGCCGAAGAAAAGAAUUGGGAACCAAGGUUAAACAAAAUGAAGCAAAGAAGAUCUCCCUGAGACGUCACCAGGCUUUUCUUAAUCAAUCUAUCAAGGUUAUGAGCAGCGUGUUUGAGAACUUUAGCAAAGACGGCUGGGAGGAUGUGAGUGAAGACAGUGAUGCUGAGAGCGAAACAACUGAGAGAAUGGAACACGUUAUUGUACAGACUACAAGCUCUUCUGCAGAGGAAAGCAGUGCUGUGGAAGAAAGAGACAGUGUGGAACUUACACAUGAUAUUUGGAGAUUAAAGGAUGGCCUACCUGGCAGGGGAUCUAAGAAGACAACCCGAAAAAGGUGCAAUUUCAGAUUAAAGUGCCAUCCAUCAACCGGGCGAGUACGAAAAGAAAAGUGGCAGAAAAGUUCCCCUGGCACAUCACUGACAUCAUUGCUUGGAAGAGUUGCCUCUUUACAGCACCACGUAUCAGUAUUGCAUAAAGGGAAAGAGGCCGCAAUUGCUUCUAUGAAUGAAUUGAAGAAAGAUAACAUAAAACUAGCGUCUGAUCUGCAGCUGGCACACCAAAGACUUCAAAUCAGCAAGCAGAUGGCAAAGAAGUUAUGUUCAGAUUUAGCUGAUUUUCAACGGGAAAAAGAAAAUUUGGAACAAACCAUAGAACAGAUGACCGAACAGCUGGCCCAAGCCAAAAGGUCUUUGGAAAUGGUGAGCCCUGUGGUCUUGGAUCAACCUGUAGUGACUUCAUUAACUCCCUCAAAAACGACAGAUGUGGAAAUGAAGCAACUCCAGACCAAACUAAAGAAUAUGACUGUUGAAAUGGCCAAACAGUCCACGACAAUUAAAGCCAUGAAAAAUGAAGUACAGGAAAGGGAAGAACGAAUUCGGGAACUGCAGGAAAGGGUGGCUCGGAUGGAAAGGGAUGUCAACAUGAAAAGGCAUUUGAUAGAGGAUCUGAAAACACGUCUGAAAACCUACCAGGAAAACGAGAGACCGAGCAAAGAAAUGUUGGAAAGUCUUGAAAGGAAGCUAAAGACGAUGACUGAAGAAUGUUCUCAGAAGAAAGCAUCAAUUGAUUCCUUAAAACAGAGGCUCGGUGUCAUCAGCAAGGAAAAGACACAAUAUGAACAAAUGUAUUACAAAUUAAGAGAGAACCUGGACAAAAAGAAUGGAAAAGUCAAUGACUUGGAAAGUAAGUUGACUGAAGCUGAACGUACAAUGUCUGAACUGGAAAAGGCAGCUACACAACAACUGCACAACUUAGCAAUGCAGAGUGAGCAAGCCUUGGAGAUGUUACAGAGCAAACUCUUACAUGGCAAUAAAAGAAUUGAUGAGUUCAGCACAUUUGUGAAGAACUUGGCAAAAGAACUUCAAGUGGAUGUAUGUGAAAUUAGAAGUCAUAUUAGACAAGUCAAGCUUUUGCAAGAGUCUGAAAGUGGUCCAUCCAAACAGUCUGUACACAGAGCCCAGUCACUAGCAGCUAGCAUCCUCAACAUCUCACACUCUGAUCUCAGUGAUAUACUUGAGGCGCCAGAUGAAGAGGAAAUGGCAAACGUGAAGCGGUCAGUAGAGUAUGAUAAAGAAUGGAUGAACCAUAUUGUGAAGCUUCUUGAAGGACAGAUUCCCUUUGCUUCUUUACUAAUGGACACAAUCAGGACUAAACUUGAUGAGAAAAAGAGACUGACAGAAGAAUACACUGUGUUAAAAGCAAAGGAUUCCAGGUGAACUUUAAAAGAAUAAAAAUGAGGUGAUGGAUACAGAAGAAAAGUCCAUUUAAAACCAAAAGAGGACUGAAGCGAUGUUGUAUUACUGUGUCUGAUGCCAUUAUAAGCUUCUAUUGUAUCUGUCCUGGGCACCUGUAAUUUACAUUGUUGUUGCUGCAUAGAGAACAUCAACCACUGUUUUCCCUAAUAGCUUUUGUAAGGACUGAGAAGAAAAUGAGGAACACUAAAGGAAAAAAAAUGGGGAACACCUCUGUCAUAAACAUUUCAAAUGUUACAUCUGAUCCUUGUCUGAGUAUAUUUGAUGUGUAUACAUUCAUAUUCUUAUACAUAUAUUGUAUUUACAUGUAUAUUUUAUAAGCUAUUUAAAUUAGUAUUUAUUUUUUACCUUCUUUAAAUCUUGAUGUACAAAUAAAAACAU
Messenger RNA from Hyla sarda, 4456 nucleotides. It is a transcript of the gene CNTLN, whose product is annotated as centlein. The coding region runs from base 155 to 4039 and encodes 1294 amino acids. Lineage: Eukaryota; Metazoa; Chordata; Amphibia; Anura; Hylidae. Gene Ontology annotation, cellular component: centrosome; centriole. The record is from RefSeq and is a predicted model, not a curated record. The transcript has 27 exons. Gene Ontology annotation, biological process: centriole-centriole cohesion; protein localization to organelle.